Molecule: messenger RNA, 1231 nt
Organism: Juglans microcarpa x Juglans regia
Lineage: Eukaryota; Viridiplantae; Streptophyta; Magnoliopsida; Fagales; Juglandaceae
Product: phosphoenolpyruvate carboxylase kinase 1-like
Exons: 2
Coding region: 64-906 (280 amino acids)
Biological process (GO): intracellular signal transduction; peptidyl-serine phosphorylation; protein autophosphorylation
Cellular component (GO): cytoplasm; nucleus
Molecular function (GO): calcium/calmodulin-dependent protein kinase activity; calmodulin binding; calcium-dependent protein serine/threonine kinase activity
Source: RefSeq, a predicted model, not a curated record
ACUACCAGCAGCCCCCCUGCCGAACUCAAAACUCACCCCCACCCUCACCACAACCCCAAAGGAAUGACCGAGGUUCUAAACCGAGACUACCAGCUGUGCGAAGAGAUCGGCCGGGGACGAUUUGGCGUCGUUUUCCGCUGCCUCUCGCCUGAAACCGGCAUCUCUUACGCCGUCAAGUCCGUCGACAAGCGGCUCACCCUGGGCGACUCGCUUGACGCCCAGUGCCUUCUCAUCGAGCCCAAGAUCCUUCACCUCCUACCCCCACACCCUCACGUCAUUAACCUCCACGGCCUCUACGAGGACGAGAUGCACCUUCAUAUGGUCCUCGAUCUAUGCUCUUCUGACGACCUCCACCAGCGGAUCGUGACUCGCCGUGCCAUGCCCGAACCCGAGGCCGCCACCGUCAUGUCCCAGCUCCUACAGGCCGUGGCCCACUGCCACCGACUUGGCGUGGCCCACCGCGACAUCAAGCCUGAUAACAUCCUCUUCGACGAGUGGAACCGCCUCAAACUCGCCGAUUUCGGAUCGGCAGAGAUAUUCAAGGACGGCGAGCUCAUGAGCGGAGUCGUCGGCACGCCGUACUACGUGGCGCCAGAGGUCUUGGCCGGGAGGGGCUAUUGCGAGAAGGUAGACGUGUGGAGCGCCGGUGUCGUUUUGUAUAUAAUGCUCGCGGGGUUCCCGCCGUUUUAUGGUGAUUCCGCGGUGGAGAUCUUCGAGGCGGUGCUGAGGGCCAAUCUCAGAUUCCCGGCUAGAUUUUUCCAGUCGGUGUCCCCGGCGGCAAAAGAUUUGCUCCGAAGGAUGCUCUGCAAGGACGUGUCUAGAAGAUUCUCGGCGGAGCAAGUUCUGAGACACCCAUGGAUAACCGGCGGCGGUGGAGGAGGGACCAGAGCAGUGAGCGGUAACUGAACUAGCUUGGAGAAAGAAGAAAUCAUGAGAAGCAGCGACUGUACAUUAGUUGUGGUUGACGACCCUUGUAGAUAUUUUUCUGGAAGCGAGUUGUUUUUUAAGAAAAGUUUAAUUCGCUUGAGCCGCCCGUGUAAAGCUUCAGGAAGAUAUAGCCGUAUAGAGAGUGAGAGUAAAGUGUCAAGAGUGAGGGCAAGGGAGAGACUGUUUGUUGUGUUUUUUUUUUAUAUUCUCUGGAUGGUGAAGGUGGAAAUGGCAGAGUUAUGACCGUCGGAUAUGUUACAUGUUAUGAUAUAAUAUGCAAUGAAAAGUUUCGGAGUUCCACUAA